Molecule: messenger RNA, 1056 nt
Organism: Balaenoptera ricei (Rice's whale)
Lineage: Eukaryota; Metazoa; Chordata; Mammalia; Artiodactyla; Balaenopteridae
Product: glycerophosphodiester phosphodiesterase 1-like
Exons: 1
Coding region: 78-638 (186 amino acids)
Biological process (GO): lipid metabolic process
Molecular function (GO): phosphoric diester hydrolase activity
Source: RefSeq, a predicted model, not a curated record
CGUCGUAGCUUCUUGGUCUCCUGUCCGCGGAGCCCGGCGGGACCGGGACUCCCGUCCGUGCCGGUGCGGGCGCCGGCAUGUGGCUCUGGGAGGAACAGGGGGGCCUCAUGGGCCCCUUCUCCUUCCUGAUGCUGGUGCUGCUGCUGGUGACGCGCAGUCCCUUCAAUGCCUGCCUCUUCACCGGCAGCCUCUACCUCCUGCUGCGCCUCUUCAGCUUUGAGCCGGUGCCCUCCCUCAGGACCAUGCAGGUGCUCAGGCCCCGGGACCGCGUCUCCGCCAUCGCCCACCGCGGCGGCAGCCACGACGCGCCCGAGAACACGCUGGCGGCCAUUCGGCAGGCAGCUAAGAAUGGAGCAACAGGCGUGGAGUUGGACCUUGAGUUUACUUCUGAUGGGAUUCCUGUCUUAAUGCACGAUAGCACAGUAGAUAGGACAACUGAUGGCACCGGUCGAUUGUGUGAUUUGACAUUUGAACAAAUUAGGAAGCUUAAUCCUGCAGCAAAUCACAGAUUAAGGAAUGAUUUCCCUGAUGAAAAGAUUCCUACCCUGAGAGAAGCUGUUGCAGAGUGCCUAGACCAUAACCUCACAAUCUUCUUUGAUGUCAAAGGCCAUGCAAAUAUGGUACAGUUUAUACCAUAAACUUUACCACUUUGGAAAAGACAGCUUUAUUUAAGUGCUAGUUUGUUCCAAAAUUAACUAUAUAUUUUAUUUUUUAUAUUCUUAAAUUAUUUUUACAAAUUAUAUUUGCUUAAUGGAAGUUUACAGUGCAAAAAUCCACAUCUUCAAGGAAACAGUAAAUUAUGGAACCUUUUUAACCUUUUAACCUUUGAUGGAACCAUUUAACAAUUCCCAGUAUUCAACAAUUAGCACAGAAUAGAAGAGUCAGGUUUCUUUUAUUUGCAUAAAACAUUUACAAAAGAUAUUAAAUAAACAGUAAAGAGGCACUUCUUGAACAGACCAUUUAAGUAACCUCAUAAAAAGGGCUCCAGGAGUUGGAUACAAGACCAGUUACAUCUGGCUGAUAAGAGUCUUAGACAACUCUGGACUGAAUUUAAAG